This is a messenger RNA of Raphanus sativus (radish), 1202 nucleotides long. RefSeq lists its product as uncharacterized. The record is from RefSeq and is a predicted model, not a curated record. Bases 136 to 1140 code for a protein of 334 amino acids. Lineage: Eukaryota; Viridiplantae; Streptophyta; Magnoliopsida; Brassicales; Brassicaceae. The transcript is spliced from 4 exons.
CGUUUGAAGCAGAGGCAAAGUCUAUUAUAUACAAACCUAAACCGGAAAUAACCGAACCGGUGAAGAAACAUUUCAAAUUUAAAACCACUCUCCCACACCGCACCAGACCCACACCACUUCCUCUGAACUAAAAAGAUGGCGUCCAUGAAACACGUCCAUCUCUUUCGUCGUUACCUCUCAAUCGCCCUCACUCUCUUUCAAAGCCUAAUCUCGUGUCUCCUCAAUUUCCCGAUACUAAUCAAGAUCGCCGAUUCGUUUCUAUCUCUGUAUUUCAUGGUUUUCUGCGAUCUCCGACCCGUAACGGUCGAUCUAGACGACGGAGAAACCACCGUCCAUUUCUGGAUCUCCGGCCACCGGAGAAUCUCGCGUCCGAAUCUCGUCAUGCUACACGGAUACGGAGGAAACUCCAAAUGGCAGUUCGUUCACCAAGUCUCCGAUCUCUCCAAGUCCUUUAACCUGUUCAUCCCCGAUUUGGUCUUCUUCGGGAAAUCUCACACGAAGAAUGCGGAUCGGAGCGUUGAGAUUCAGGCGAGGAGCAUCGUCGGAGGGUUGAGAAAACUAGGCUGCUGCAACGGAAGAGGAGGAGGGGGAAGGAUCUCGGUGUACUCGAUCAGCUACGGUGGAUUCGUGGCGUAUAAAAUGGCGGAGUUGUGGCCGGAGAUGAUGGAGAAGCUGGUGAUCGUGAGCAGCGGAGUGGGGUUUACUCAGCAGCAGAAGACUGCAGAGAUGAGGAAACACGGUGGUGACUGUUCCAAGAUGCUUGUUCCGAAAACUCCGAUGGAUCUAAGGAUGUUGGUUAAGAUCUCAACGAACACCGGUUUAACGUUUGUUGAUUGGGUACCAGGUUUUAUCCUCUCCCAAUUCAUAGCUGUAAUGUAUGAGAAAAAUAGGCAGGAGCUUCUUGAGCUAGCUAAGAACUUGUUGGAAAGAGAAGAAGCAGAGUUGCCUGUAAUAUCACAGAAAACGUUAAUCGUUUGGGGAGACAAGGACAAGGUAUUUCCAUUGGAGCAUGGUUAUCGGCUGCAAAGGCAUCUGCAAAAUUCAAGACUAGAGAUUAUCAAGGAAAUUGGACAUGCUGUUAACGUUGAAGCACCAACUACUCUUAAUAAUUUGAUUACAUCGUUUGUCUUAAACGUUUGAUUUUUAAUUUUGUAAUACACUUCUAACUCUACCAACUAUCUAUAUGUCAGCUGGUUUAUAUA